GUAAAACUCCCAUUUGAUAACAGUCAUGGAUCUGACGAAUUGGAUACCAGAAUUGAAUGUAAUUGCCCAGCAAUAAUCAACGACGUUAUGAAACUGCAAUUGGGACCUUUACCCCGAAAAGAGUUCAGAUGGCUCGUAAAUGACAUGGAUGUCUCUGAAAAGUGGCAUCUCUUCAAGGAGGAGUUAUUGAAAUUAGCAAAGAGGGAUAAUCUUUUCGUGGAAGUCACAUCCAGCAGAUAUUCGCCUAAAAUAAAAGAAAUCACGAGAGAUGCUGUUUCAGAACUACAAAUUCUGGCAGUUUGCCGUUCUUAUGGAGAACGCGACAUUUUGAAGGUUAUAAGAAACAUAUAA
This is a messenger RNA of Acaulospora morrowiae, 351 nucleotides long. NCBI's taxonomy places the organism in Eukaryota, Fungi, Glomeromycota, Glomeromycetes, Diversisporales, Acaulosporaceae. The record is from the annotation of a GenBank genome assembly.